Acanthosepion pharaonis is the source of this 1455-nucleotide messenger RNA. NCBI's taxonomy places the organism in Eukaryota, Metazoa, Mollusca, Cephalopoda, Sepiida, Sepiidae. The record is from the annotation of a GenBank genome assembly.
AUGUCUCAUUUCUUCUCCCUAUACACUUGCCAUGUCUCAUUUCUUCUCCCUAUUCAUUUCUUCUCCCCUAUACACUUACAUGUCUCAUUUCUUCUCCCCUAUACACUUGCCAUGUCUCAUUUCUUCUCCCUAUACACCAUGUCUCAUUUCUUCUCCAAUAUACACUUUGUCUCAUUUCUUCUCCCCAAUACACUUGCCAUGUCUCAUUUCUUCUCCCUAUACAUGUCUCAUUUCUUCUCCCUAUGUCUCAUUUCUUCUCCCUAUACACUUGCCAUGUCUCCCUAUUUCUUCUCCCCUCCCAAUACAUUUGCCAUGUCUCAUUUCUUCUCCCAUAUACUUACUCAUUUCUUCUCCCUAUACACUUGCCAUGUCUCAUUUCUUCUCCUAUACACCAUGCUUGUCUCAUUUCUUCUCACACUUGCCAUGUCUCUUUCCCUUCUCCCCAUGUCCUCAUUUGCCAUGUCUCAUUUCUUUCUCCCUAUACACUUGCCAUGUCUCAUUUCUUCUCCCUAUACACUUGCCAUGUCUCAUUUCUUCUCCCAUACACUUGCCAUGUCUCAUUUCUUCUCCCUAUACAUUUCUUCUCCCAAUACACUUGCCAUGUCUCAUUUCUUCUCCCUCUCAUUUCUUCUCCCUAUACACUUGCCAUGUCUCAUUUCUUCUCCCUAUACACUUGCCAUGUCUCAUUUCUUCUCCCUAUACACUUGCCAUGUCUCAUUUCUUCUCCCCAUACUUUAUGUCUCAUUCUUCCCCUAUACACUUGCCAUGUCUCAUUUCUUCUCACUAUACACUUGCCAUGUCUCAUUUCUUCUCCCUAUACACUCUGCCAUGUCUCAUUUCUUCUCCCUAUACUCUCAUUUCUUCUCCCAUACAUUGCCAUGUCUCAUCUCAUUUCAUUCUCCCUUCUUGCCAUGUCUCAUUUCUUCUCCCUAUACACUUGCCAUGUCUCAUUUCUUCUCCCUCUUAUUUGUCUUUCUUCCCUACACAUUUAUGUCUCAUUUCUUCUCCCAUAUACACUUGCCAUGUCUCAUUUCUUCUCCCUAUACACUUGCCAUGUCUCAUUUCUUCUCCCUCUUCUCCCAACACUUGCCAUGUCUCUUCUCCCUAUUUGUCUCAUUUCUUCUCCCAAUACACUUGCCAUGUCUCAUUUCUUCUCCCUAUACACUUGCCAUGUCUCAUUUCUUCUCCCUAUACACUUGCCAUGUCUCAUUUCUUCUCCCAAUACACUUGCCAUGUCUCAUUUCUUCUCCCUAUACACUUGCCAUGUCUCAUUUCUUCUCCCUAUACACUUGCCAUGUCUCAUUCUUCUCCCAUACACUUGUCUCAUUUCUUCUCCCUAUACACUUGCCAUGUCUCAUUUCUUCUCCCACUAUGUCUCAUUUCUUCUCCCUAUACACUUGCCAUGUCUCAUUUCUUCUCACUAUACACUUACCCCUACCAAAUGGAAAAAUUUAA